CUUUGCCUUUGAAUGUGCUCUCAGCUUUUAGUAUUAUUGCAUUUUGGUUAUUGUGACUCCUGCACCAAUGUUGUCUUCGGUGUCGUAGUGAUUCUCGACGAGAAAGUGCUUCUCGCUGCAGUAUCUCUCGGUUGACGACUUCCCGGAUUGUCUUCUGCACGAAGAAUCGAUUCCCUAUUCGUUCUUUCAAGGUAAGUUUUUUCCCCAGGAAGACGAUGGAACGAGAGAGCAGCAUUAAAGUAGGAUACUGGCGCAGAUUCACCAGGUUCUUGCUGAAAUCCAUAUUGUUCAAUGUCCUGUCCGUGGGUCCUGUUCCCAACCAUAUUGCUUUCAUCAUGGACGGUAACCGAAGGUACGCAAAGAAACGAAACCUCCCAGUAGGAGAAGGUCACCAGGCGGGGUUCAUCUCGCUCGCACGGAUCCUUGGCUACUGCUACGAGCUGGGAGUGAAGUAUGCCACAGUCUACGCCUUCAGCAUAGAUAACUUCAAGAGGCCGGCCAACGAGGUCCAGGUUCUGAUGGAUCUGGUGCUCGAGAAGAUUGAUGAACUGCUCAAGAAGGAGAGCAUAGUGACCCAAUACGGGAUUCGGUUAUAUUUCAUCGGUAACCUGAAGCUCCUGAGCGAUAACGUGAGGGAAGCGGCGGAGAAGGCCAUGAAGGUCACGGCCAAGAACGACAGGCUUGUGCUCUUUGUCUGCAUCGCCUAUACUUCGACAGAUGAGAUCGUGCACGCGGUCGAGGAAGCGUGCAAGGACAAGCUUGACCAUAGUCAGGCGGUUGAGCAGACAAACGGUUCGACCAAUCACUGGGACCAGAUAUCGCAGGAAGAUCCCGAACAUGAUGCUUCUGCAAUAAAGUUGGUUGAUGUCGAGAAGCGAAUGCACAUGGCAAUAGGUCCUGAUCCCGACAUCUUAAUACGGACCUCGGGCGAGACCCGGCUCAGCAACUUCCUCCUCCACCAGUCUGACAAGUGCCUGAUCUACUCACCGGCAGCACUGUGGCCGGAGAUCGGGCUGUGGCACCUCGUGUGGGCGGUGCUAAGCUACCAGAGGAUCUACUCUUAUUUUGAGAAGAAGAGGAAGCAGAUCUGAUUCGAGUCAAAUACAUGUUGUUUAUAAUAAUGCUCUGUUCAUUUCGUUAUGGGUUUGGCCCGUUUGGACUGCGUAGUUGGACGCAUCAUCAUUUAUAUAAGAAAAUCUUACAUGAAAUAGAUAUGUCAUGUGACAUUUCGAUAUAUGUCACGCGAUUGCGUGAUAGAACUCAAUAAAAAAGUUUUUUUUUUAA
Punica granatum (pomegranate) is the source of this 1284-nucleotide messenger RNA. Lineage: Eukaryota; Viridiplantae; Streptophyta; Magnoliopsida; Myrtales; Lythraceae. The record is from RefSeq and is a predicted model, not a curated record.